Messenger RNA from Rotaria sp. Silwood1, 1608 nucleotides. The record is from the annotation of a GenBank genome assembly. Lineage: Eukaryota; Metazoa; Rotifera; Eurotatoria; Philodinida; Philodinidae.
AUGUUGUUUUUAUUUCUUUUCGUUUUUGUAUUAUUCUUACAAACAAAUACAAUAUUAACACAUUGUCCAACAAAUCCAUUAUGUCGUUUAAGUAAUGAUUCAAUGACAAUUAUAUGUGAUACAACAUAUGGUAGUGGAAAUGAAAGUAGUCAAUAUCCAAUUAUAUCAUGUUUUCCACCUGUUAAAACAUAUUUAAUUCGUAAUUUUGAACGAAUAUCAUUAUAUACAUUUCAAAAUAUAACAUUUUCUGAAAAUCAAAUAUUUCUAAUUAAAUUAAUAAAUAUAUCAAUAAUUGAUUCAGAUGCAUUUUCAAAUUCAAUAAUUAUUCCUCAUAAUUCAAAAUUAUCAAUUGAAAUUGGAGAUUUCAAUAGUUCAACAAGUAUAACAUUAAAAACAAAUGCAUUUAAUAAUAUUAAAAUUGAUCAUUUACAUUUUAAUUAUAUAAAUAAUUUUAAUGGAUAUUCUAUAUUUGAUACAGAUUGUUUUAGUAAUAAUUCAAUAAUUAAUGUACUUACAUUUGAAUAUUGUAAUAUAACAGGUUUUUCAAAUAUAAUAGGAAACAUUGCACAGGUUUAUCAUUUAUUUAUUAGACAUUCAUCUAGUUUAAUACAAUUAACAGAUAAAAGUUUACCAUUAUUUUUAACAAAAUCAAAAGCAUUUGAAAUAUCAAAUACAAGUUUAUCUAUAAUUAAUUCACAUACAUUUCAAGCAUGGUCACUUAUACUUGAAGAAUUAAUUAUUUCAAAUAAUUCAAAUUUAGAAAUAUUUCCAACAAUAAUUACUGAUGGUGUUUUAAUGAAAUUAAAUAAACUUGAUUUAAGUUAUAAUUCAAUAAAAAUUCUCGAUAUAAAUUAUAAUUGGUUUGCAUAUAGUUAUACAAAAUAUUUAUUAUUACGUAAACAACAACUUGAUUUAUUUCUUAAAACAAAUAUAUUAAAAACACUUCCAUUAAUAGAAAAAAUUGAUUUUUCUGAAGGUUUUAUUAGUAAUAAUAAUGAUAAUAUAAUUAAAAAUUAUUUUCCAAAUAUAUCAAAUUUAAAUUCAAUUGAUAUUUCAUAUACAAAUUUUUCAGAAAAUAUGAUUAUUGAUUUACUUACAUCUAUAAGUCAAAUAGCAAAUCAUUUUGUAACUAUUCGUUUAUAUGGUCAUACAUUAAGUGAUAAAAAUUUUUGUUCAUAUUAUAAAAUAUUUAAAAAUGCACCUAAUCUACUUCAUCUUGAAUUAGAUAAAUCACAUGUCUGUAAUUGUGUUAUUGAUUUAUUUUAUAUGAAUCAAUUUCGACAAGAUAUAACUAAUGCUUCUGUAUUACAACCAACAUGUUUAUUUAAUUCAACACGAACACCUUGUAAUAUUGAUACACAAUUAUCAUUAUCAAAUUGUAAUCUUGGUGGACAAAAUCCUGAUGAAUUAAGUACAGAUAGUAAAGUUGGAAAUUAUGCAUUUGGUGCUGUUGUAGGUGGUUUAACAGUUGCUGUAUUAGUAUUAAUAUUACUUGGUUUUAGUGUUGUUUAUCAAAUACGAAGUCGACGUAAUACUGAUCUUGAUAUGGAACAACCUGUUGAAAAUCCAUUAGCUGCAAUCAUCGAAGAACGUUUACAAAAUACAUAA